Molecule: messenger RNA, 441 nt
Organism: Eimeria tenella
Lineage: Eukaryota; Apicomplexa; Conoidasida; Eucoccidiorida; Eimeriidae
Exons: 3
Coding region: 1-441 (146 amino acids)
Source: RefSeq, a predicted model, not a curated record
AUGCCUCAAGGAGGGAGACGGGGCCCCCGGAAAUCUGCUGUUUGUCUGCCAGCAGCAGCAGCAGCAGAACAGCUCGAAGCGGCAGCAGCAGACACAGGGCAGCAGUUUUCUGCUGCUGAUCGGCAGCAACUCGCAGCAGCAACAGCAGCAGCAGCAAAAGGGCAGCAGCAGCGUCAGCAGCAGCAGCAGCUGCAGCAGCAGCAGCAACGGCCGCAGCAGCACACAGAGAUGCAGCAGCGGAAGCAGCAGCAGCAGCAGCAAGGGCAGCUGCCGAGGAGUCGCCUGUGGGGUCUGUUGCAGCAGCAGCAGCAGCAGCAGCGGCAGCAGCAGCAGCAGCAAGCGACGCUUCUGCAGCAGCAUCCGCAGAGAGCGGAGCAGCAACAGCAGCACCAGAUGCAGCAGCAGCAGCUGCGUCGCACAGCCAAACCAGGAGGCAGCUGA